This is a messenger RNA of Sycon ciliatum, 3867 nucleotides long. Its product is annotated as inversin-like. The transcript has 33 exons. Bases 385 to 3123 code for a protein of 912 amino acids. NCBI's taxonomy places the organism in Eukaryota, Metazoa, Porifera, Calcarea, Leucosolenida, Sycettidae. Gene Ontology annotation, molecular function: protein binding. The record is from RefSeq and is a predicted model, not a curated record.
GAAAAAGAAAGAAGAAGAUCGUGUGAUUGGCUCGAGUUGGCAUACUGCCUAUCCACCGACGUACAUUGUAUUAAUAGUACAAUCAUACUCAUCUCCCUGCAAUAUCCAGUGAAUGCUUCUUCCCUCCCGAUCCCUGCACCGUGGUAUUUCGGAUAUCUCGUAGCCGCUCGUUACGUGCCAUUUAUAGUUGGUAAAAAACACAUCCUCCUCUGGCUCAUCAAGUCUUCUUCGCGUGAGGGAGUCUGUCCGACGUUCCACACUGGACACUAGCUGGUGGAGCGCUGCGUAGCUCCGUUGAUCACUUCUGCUGGGACAGGACAUAAAGAAUGUGAAAACUGUGAAAGGCAUUGAGAAAGCCUGUGCAUAGUCACGACGCAACAAAACAUGGCAGCCGCGUUCACUGCAUCGGACGUGUCCCGUGCGGGCAGAAUGGACGGCUCGCUUGUCAUGCAAGGGAUGACCACCACUACGUCGGACACCGGAAUACGCCUUGGCAUGCAGGACGUUGGCGACGCUGCUGGACCAUUACACGCGGCCGCAAUCAACGGUAUCAAAGCACAGCUAGCGGGCCUGCUGCAGUCAGGUGCGUACGACAUCGAGAGCCAGAAUCAGCAUGGUCAAACACCGCUGAUCUUCAGCGUACUCGGUGAUCGACUGGAGUGUGCUGAACUGCUGGUCAGAUACGGCGCAGAGAUCCACGUGACGGACAAGGAGGGCCGCACACCACUGCACUGGGCAGCGUACACCAACAAUGCCAAGAUUGCCAAGUUCCUGCUCGGCAAGGGUGCUAGCAUCCGAGAGAAAGACCUGGAUGGCAGAUCUCCAUUGCACCUCGCAACAAGCCACAAGUCCGGAAAGUGUUUGAAGGAGUUAUUGCGCCGAUCAAAGGCAGCCGAUGUCAACGAGGGGGACAAUGAAAAGAUGACACCAAUGCAUUGGGCGGCCUUCCACGGCAACAUUGAAGCGGUGAAGUUACUGUUUCGCAAUGAGGCUGACUUGACUGUGUCGGACGUGGAGGGCAAGACUCCUUUGCACUGGACGGCGGCAAAUGAGGACCCGACCUGCUGCAAAGCAUUGCUGGAGCAUUUCCCAGCCAUCAUCAACAUUGCAGACACAGAAGGCCGCACAACACUUCAUCUUGCUGUGGCAGAGAGCAACUACAUCAUUGUCGACACUCUGACAUCUAUGCCGAACAUCAAGUGCAAGGUUUCUGCAGCUGAUCGGAUGUUUCGAACUGCCCUGCACUGGGCUGCGGUGCUCGGACAUUCGGACAUUGCUGGUUUGCUGUUGGACCGCGGUGCUGACCCAUCGGCGGCAGACUCCACUGGCGCAACACCGCUGCACUAUGCUGCGCAAAACAACUUUGCAACGACCGUCGCAACAUUCUUGACUUUCGAUCACGUGCAAGACACACCGGACGAUGAGGGAAGGACAAGUUUGAUGUGGGCCGCCGGGCAAGGGAGCUAUGAUGUCAUACGCACCAUGCUGGAGCGCAAGAUGAAUGUCAACGCGCAGGACCAGACUGGUGGCACGGCGCUGCAUGCUGCCUCCUACGCUGGACAUACUAACUGUGUGCGCAUCCUUCUGCAGCACGGUGCCAAGGUGAACAGCGCCGAUCAGCUGGGGCAUACUGCUCUGUUCCGUGCCUGCGAGACCGGGCAGCUGGACGUGGUGCUGACGCUGCUGCAGGCCGGUGCGCGCGUCAACUUGGCGGACGUCGACGGACGCUGGCCAAUUCACUGGUCAUGCCUGGGUGGUCACGAUCAAGUCUGCACCGCUCUUAUACAGAGUGGCUGUGAUGUCAAUUCACCAGACACCUCAGAACGUACACCGUUGCAGUGUGCUGCCCAUGGUGGUCACAUGACAUGUGUGUCCAUACUGCUGGAGAGCGGUGCUGACCCAAACAAGCAGGAUAUUGAGGGUAUAUCAGCACUUCACUGGAGCGCUUCCCAGGGUCACAUUGAAGUAGUGCAGUUGCUAUUGGAGUUUGGAGCGUUCUGCAACCCGAUGGAAGUUGACGGCGACAGACUAACUCCAUUGGACUAUGCCAUCAUCGGCGAUCACCAGGAGGCAGCACAGUUCCUGAUGGAGCAGGGCGCACUCUCCAUCACGGGAAUACAGGAUAUGGCCGCUACCGCUAUCCAGUCGGCGUUCCGUGGCCGAACGGCACGCAAGCGUUUCCGUUCGAUGAAGAGCCAAACGGAGAUCAUGCGACGUGAAGAAGAGGAAAGACGAUUACAGCAGGAGAGUGCCAACCUUCUGCUCACGGAGACAGCACAGAAGAGACAACGGCAGGAGUUGGAACAGCUUAUUGCCCAUGGCAAGGACCGCAUUGCUAGGUUGGAGCGGGAGGUGGACGGUGGUCAGUCAUCACUGCCGCCUAUCGACAUUGCAGCCGGCAACAGGAUGGUCAAAGCAAGCAAAGACAAAGGUAAAGGAGUGCGUCUUCCCCCCAUAUCACAGCAUGGCCAGCUGACCUCAUCAGAUGUGGCUAUGGUACAUGACGAUGUGCAGCAACGACGUGAUGUUAUCCAGCGUGAGUACGCACGUCUGGCGGAGAUCCGUCGCAAGAACAGAGCUGCCAUGAUCAUACAGCUGGCCUGGAGAAAGUACUUGAGACGCAAGCUGGCCAAAGAACGUGCGAGAAAAUCACGCAAGAAGGCGGCACAGCUUGGCAAUCGUGAGUGGCGUCAGCAGGUCGCAGCCUUGACUAUACAACUGGCGUGGAGGCGAUAUCUGCGUCGCAAGCUGACGCGCGUGAAGCGUAAGAGACAGCGCAUACUGUACGAGUGGACUCCCAGCGUGAUGGCAGCCAAACAGCGGUUGCUCAUUGAGCAGAUUUACAGUCAUGAGCCAGUCAUUACGCAGUACAAGCCGCCGAGGCCGAAACCCAUGGCGCGACCACCUCACCUGCUGAACACGGCAUCCGCUGCAGCUACGUCCUACAACUUUGCGUUGGAUCACUACAAUCCCGUUGGACGGCAGCUAGGUGUCACACCGAGGCCCGGAACGAGGCAACUGGGAGCAACGUCGAGGUCCUCAUACCAGGCCUUUGCGUAUCCAUGGCAAAUUGCAGGGGCAGCGUCGAUGACGCAACAAUUCCAAGUGCUGGAUUUCAACUAGACCCGACCAGCAUAAUGUAUGUGCAUACACAAUCCAAGCAGAUAAUCACAGAUGUGCCAUCAUCACUUGUGGAUGGCCGACUGGUCGUAUAGCUUGCCUGCUAUCCACGGGCGCACUGGCUUUUUGAUGACCACACGCAACAUUCAUUUCAACUGCCUUGAGCAUCACACAAAACCUUGAGGCUGGCCGUGCUAGCUUUCUGCCGAUACUUUUGAAAAUAAUUUAGAUGCUUUCCCCGUUUCUGUAAGGCUGCACACACAUGACUGUAACGCUAAAGUAAUGCUUUUGCAGGCUAUUUCUGGGCAGAUCAAGUUGCUCAGUUCUGCCAUUUAUAAGUGCCCUGUAUCAUAGUUGAGAGGAGAGGAAUUCACCGUAGCCGCCUCUCCAGCGCAACACCGCAAGUCCGCCGUGUUACAGCCAUGGCUUGGGUCAUGAUGUCCUCGUCAUCAAGCUGGCUCAGUGCAGCAAUCUAUAAGAUAGUAAAUCUCAGCCAUUUUGGGAACUUUCCCAAUGGUUGUGAUCUUGCAGGAUGAGUUUCCCCUCACGGCAUGCACAUGUGCAAUCAUGUAUUGACUUGUGGUCAUCAACACUCCGCAUGUGCAUACAGUUACCCCGGCCAGCUUGGCAUAGCAGGGAAUAAUUUAACCGGUAUCACAUCGCAGUUUGCUACGCAAUUCUUCUGAGGUGCGAAGCAACUUCAGAUAUGUGUCGCAGAACACUGCGAUGCAUGUUGAUUUUCCACUA